Messenger RNA from Prunus avium (sweet cherry), 1369 nucleotides. RefSeq names its product seed maturation-like protein. The record is from RefSeq and is a predicted model, not a curated record. NCBI's taxonomy places the organism in Eukaryota, Viridiplantae, Streptophyta, Magnoliopsida, Rosales, Rosaceae.
AUAAAGAUUCCAGUAGGCACAAGCCACAAAGGCAGAAUCAUCUCACUCUGUAAGAUACACAGAGAGGCGGAGAGCUUGUAAUAAAAAUAAAAAGCUUACUCUCCGUAAUUUCUUGCAAUUCAUGGCGGCCACAGCCCGAGCCUUCAUUCUAUCUCGCCUCACCGACCUCUCUCUCAAGCCUUGCCAACCACCGCCCCCGAUUUCCCGCCACCUUCUCGUCCGCCCUCUGCUCCCCUCCUUCCGACGGCGUCGUUUAGCUACCAGCUCUUCUCCCGCCGUCAGAUGCCUCAUAUCGGGCGUAGACGGCGGCGGCGUCUCGGACGAGUUCGUUUCGACUCGGAAGUCCGGGUUCGACCGCGGCUUCUCCGUCAUCGCCAACAUGCUGAAGCGGAUUGAGCCUCUCGACACCUCCGUUAUCUCCAAGGGCGUUUCGGAUUCCGCCAAGGACUCCAUGAAGCAGACGAUUUCUACUAUGCUGGGGUUACUCCCGUCCGAUCAGUUCUCCGUCACUGUUAGGGUUUGCAAAGCCCCUCUCGAUCGCCUCCUCGCCUCUUCCAUAAUCACCGGGUACACGCUGUGGAACGCCGAGUAUCGGAUAUCGUUGAUGAGAAAUUUCGACAUUUCUUCGGAAAAUUCUAUGCCGUCGGAUCGGUCGAAGAUUGGUGGGGCAUCGGAGAUGGCAGAGAGUGUGGAAAUCCAUAGUAUAAAUGGCGUUGGGAUGAGUAGCGAACUCUUGGAUUCAACAGCUCCUCAAGUUUUUGGGGAUUUGUCUCCGGAGGCUUUGAAUUAUAUCCAGAGGUUGCAAUCGGAGUUGACCAAUGUGAAGGAGGAACUGAGAGCUCGAAAGCAGGAAAAUGUGCAAUUAGAAUAUGACAGAGGACAUAGGAAUGAUUUGUUGGAUUAUCUACGGUCCUUAGAUUCAAAUAUGGUGACUGAACUAUCUCGGCCAUCAUCAUUAGAGGUAGAGGAAAUUAUACACCAGCUUGUCCAAAAUAUAUUGCAGAGAUUCUUUAAAGAUGGGACUUCCUCAGAAUUUGUGGAAGAUUCUGUCCCAGCGAAUAUAGAGAAUGACCUAGAUGCUGAUGGCGAACUAUGUGAUACCGUAGGAACUUCACGAGAUUACCUAGCGAAGCUGCUUUUCUGGUGCAUGUUAUUAGGACAUCAUUUAAGAGGCUUGGAGAACAGAUUACAUUUGAGUUGUGUUGUUGGAUUAUUGUGAAGAGAGUAAAGUGGGAGGCGUGUACAUUCUUCAUGUUCAUCUAUGUCAACCUUUCUAUAUCAACUUUUUUGGUUUUUUAUGUUCAUCUGUAUAAUUAUUCUUCAUUCAAAUGAAAGCUUUUUAUGGAAUACCAAAUUAGUUCUCGCUUCA